AUGCAGCUUGCGUGUACAGAGGCCAAAAAGCACUGCUGGUACUUUGAAGGAUUAUAUCCUACAUAUUAUAUAUGUCGUUCCUAUGAGGACUGCUGUGGUUCAAGAUGCUGUGUAAGAGCUCUCUCUAUCCAGCGACUAUGGUAUUUUUGGUUCCUUUUGAUGAUGGGAGUUUUGUUUUGUUGCGGAGCUGGUUUCUUUAUCCGAAGGCGGAUGUACCCUCCUCCACUAGUAGAAGAACCUACUUUUAACGUGUCUUACACCAGACAACCAGUCAACACUGCAUCAGGGUCACAACAACCUGGAGUGCCGUAUUACACAGAUCCAGGUGGACCUGUGAUGAAUCCCAUGGCUAUGGCUUUCCACGUCCAGCCCAACUCCCCACAAGGAAACCCGGUUUACCCACCCCCACCUUCCUACUGCAACACACCACCUCCCCCUUAUGAGCAGGUGGUGAAAUCCUCCACGUGAGGACUCUCUGGCUCUCUGACCUGACUGUGUGAGAAGGUGCCACUGCAAAAUGACCGAGAUGGAGGGCAUCUGCCCUUUUGAACACUUGCUAGUUCUCCAAGUCCUCUCUCCCUCCCUCCCCUGCACCUUUCCUCAUUAAAGUUACUUGCAAAGGGGUAAUUUUUAAAUUUUUUUUCUUUUUUUUUUUAGUAGAAGUGGAUUUUUUUCUUUGUCUUCAAAAUGAGAGAAGUUGUCUUUGUAAUGCUUUUAAUGGAAACCUAUAUUUAAAACCUAUAUGUCUUUCUCUUUAUUUAUUGUUUAUUUCAAUCAUGAGUUUAAUUGCAUUGUGGCAGGCUACUGAUAGCAGUUCUUUAUGCAGCCCCAGAGUGAUGUGCACUCACCUGAGACCCCAUAGCAGAAAUGCCCUCAUCCAAGGAAAAUGACAGGGAAAGAGGGUAGAAGUAGAAGAGGCAGGGCAAUGCUUUUCCCAGAAAUGGUGACCACCAUCUUUUUCAUUUACAAUUUUCUUGUACAGUUUGGUGCUGAUGCCCAACAGAAAGACACUGUGAUAGAAGUCGCUGUGACUGGAGCACCAGUGUUGGCCGAGUCACGGCAGGGGCUUUGCCAAGUGCCCAAGAAAAGAGGGAGUCAUUACUUUAAAUGAUGCUUUGAAAAAGUGAAGGACCGGGACUUGAAUGUUUCUUGGCCAGCACCUGGACUCUGCCUGUGUGAUUGGCAUCCUGGCUCCCCUUGCUUUGCAGCAGUGAGAUUGUAUGAACCAGCCUAAAUAUCGGUAGUGAGAGGGAGGUGUUACAACCUCAGAGCUACUUGUGCCUGUGUGUCUUGACAGAACGGUUAGGAAUACUGAAACACUGAAAGUGAGUUUUCUUCCCUAAACUGGGAAAUAAUUACAGUAAGAAGGAAUGGGAGCGGACUCCCAGGUUUGCUCCCUUUGACAUUGUUGGGAGUUUUAUCCCUGAGAAAUAGUAGCUUUCAUUAUGGUCCUACUGCUGCCACAAAGAGUACUAAGCAGAGCUGUCAUCUCCAGGUGACAGAUGUGUGUAAAACUGCUCUCCUCUCUAGGUCAGGCAAGUAAACCGCUUUUUGGGAGCGGUGCUUAAGAGCCGUUCCUUGACCCGAUGUGCAGAAGGUUUGGCUUCAGUGACUUAACUCCUCAUCCAGGAUUCCCAAUUCACCAUCUCAUACUUGUGGCUGACUCUGAGUGACCCCAAGCCAACACCUUCAGAUAAACCCGGAGCCCCUUUAUCUGUGAGGGGCCUCAUCUCUCACUUAUCUGUGUCUAGUAAAACCAUGCAGCUGCUCUGAGGCGUGACUACAUACUAGUGGGACCUUCUCCCUUUGUGCAUGUUCAGAGCUGUGUCACUAAUGGGUGACAAAAAGAAGAUGCCAUCGCCUUCUACCACUGUAGGACCUGCAGAAACAGCAUAGCUGAGGGUUAGGAGUCCCCUGUGGUCCUUUGGGUGCUGGGUGAACGCUUACUCACUGCCAAUACACCAACUGCUCCUGUGUCACUCCAGCCAGGGCACAGAGGUCACCGAGGGGGUCUGGAGUCAGCUGAAGACCUGGGUUGCCCAGGGAGCUGAAGCUUUAUUGUGCUGUUAAUGCAUGCUGGUGGCUUGUGAGAACUUGUUCCUAGGGGACAAGGUGGAUUUGCAGAACUGGCAGAAAAGAGCACCCCUUUCAUUAUGAACGCGAGUCUCUAACAGAAAAACCACUACGGGUCACUAAGAGCCGCUGGUGGCUUUAGUAUUCACCUGGAGCAAAGCUAGCUUCUGAGGAGCUCAUUCCCCAAACCAGAUUUGGGUGAAAUUUUAACUAAGGCUUUCCUUUACUGUCUGCCACAAUAAGCAACAAAGCAGAGUGCUUCUGUGUGUGCAGCGUAGACUCGUUGGACACUUAAGGUAACAACAAAGUACGUUUUAUAUAUGAUUACUAGGUCCAUCUGCGCACCACAAGUGUAUAUAUUUUCUAAAUUAGCGUGCAUGUGAAGUGUAAAGUUGCGUAUGUCACUGUAUAUGGUUGUGUAUACACGACACAAUUUUUUUUAAAAAAAUUCAACCUUUCUUUUUCUGUCAGUAGAAAUUACAACAGACCUCAUGUUAGUAGGUGGAUGUUAAGUCCUUUUAUAUUGCAAAAUGUAUCUAUGACAGCUGGCAUUUUCCUGGACACAUUGAAUAGAAGCCUUUUAUAGUGAAUUCUCACACUGUACAAUUGAAGUUGAACUUCUGGUGAAGUUUUGCUGAACUCUGGCUGGUUUAUUUGCUAGUGUUGAUGGAUGACGCUACCUCUUACAACACAUGCACUCCUCUGCUAGCAAACCUGUUUGGUCUUCUCUUGAAAACAGCACCUGUGUGGGCAUCCGUACGAAUUACUUCCAAACCGUUUACAUGCAUUUCCUCUCAUUGCCUUGCUUUUGGAAGUGUUUAGGGUUUCUUUCAUUUUUUUUCACCCUUUAUUUCCCCUCUUAGUUUAAAAAAAAAAAAAAGUGGGGAGAAAAAAGGGAGAAGCCCUUGUAACCUUCAGUAGAGUGAUAUCAACAAUAUGAAGUUGAUCAGGAGUGUACAGGAGUAUACAUUGUGUGCUUGGCAAGGUUGGUCGUGGGUUGGAGGAUGGAUGGAUGGAGCAGAAUUAGGUCAUUCAGCAGCCUCGGGGGCUUCCAUUGCUCGUAAAACUUGUGCAGGUUUUGUUUUGAACUACAUUUUAUUAAAGUAAGAUUGGAUGUUGCUGUA
Messenger RNA from Athene cunicularia (burrowing owl), 3197 nucleotides. RefSeq names its product VOPP1, WBP1/VOPP1 family member (gene VOPP1). Gene Ontology annotation, cellular component: cytoplasmic vesicle membrane. The record is from RefSeq and is a predicted model, not a curated record. NCBI's taxonomy places the organism in Eukaryota, Metazoa, Chordata, Aves, Strigiformes, Strigidae. Bases 1 to 468 code for a protein of 155 amino acids. The transcript has 5 exons.